AUGCCAAUUAUCUCUAGAAACAAACGUCUCACUGGAAUCUUCGACCAAGAUGCCAGAGCUCGACUCACCGUCACCAAUAGCCAGAAACUCACAUCCUUUAACACCGGAAGUGUUUAUUCCAGCGAUAGCGACGGCGACUCCCUCUCCCUAUCUGACCUCGUGCAUAGCUUCCUCGAAGAACAUACCAACGGUAAUAAUGAUGACUCGGCACCUAACGAGUUGGACUCGGACCGAGUCGACUCAUUCGCCGACUCGUCUGAUUUGAAACGUUUAAACGCUGUGUUCAUGAAAAAUGCUGACUGUUACAGGAACAUGCUUCUCGAGCACGUUACGGAGGCUUCCGAAAACUUCUCGUUUUUGAAAGAGCAAAACGUUUCGAUUUUCCGGCAAAGCGUGGCGGCGUUUCUGAGAGAGAAAGGACACGACGCGGCGGUUUGCGUAACCGCGUGGGACAUUUCCUCCGUCGGCGGUGCAACCGCCAGUAACCACGAGUUUAUUGACGUGGUGAAAAUUGGAUCCGCCACGUGGCGGUAUUUUGUGGACCUCGAAUUUCGUGCUCAAUUCGAGAUUGCUAGACCGACGCCGCAGUUCUCGGAGGUUUUGAGCUCCGUUCCCGAUGUUUUCGUCGGAGGUGAGAAGGAGCUGAAACGCACCGUUUUGAUUGUGUGCGAUGCGGCAAAGAAGUGCUUUAGGAGUAGAGCGCUUUCGAUUCCACCGUGGAGAAAAAACCGGUUCAUGCAGAAUAAGUGGUUCGCGCCGUGUAGACGAACCGUUUAUACGGUUCAGGGAAAACCGGUGAGAGUAACGGCAGUGAACGGUGUUAGUUGUAGGUUGCUGGGUUUUGAUGACGUGGUUAAGGAAACUAGACGGGGUGGUUCCAUUACUGUUCGUACGAGAUGA
Molecule: messenger RNA, 900 nt
Organism: Cicer arietinum (chickpea)
Lineage: Eukaryota; Viridiplantae; Streptophyta; Magnoliopsida; Fabales; Fabaceae
Source: RefSeq, a predicted model, not a curated record